Messenger RNA from Hippopotamus amphibius kiboko, 1392 nucleotides. RefSeq names its product osteoclast associated Ig-like receptor (gene OSCAR). Gene Ontology annotation, cellular component: plasma membrane. NCBI's taxonomy places the organism in Eukaryota, Metazoa, Chordata, Mammalia, Artiodactyla, Hippopotamidae. The coding region runs from base 11 to 874 and encodes 287 amino acids. The transcript is spliced from 5 exons. The record is from RefSeq and is a predicted model, not a curated record. Gene Ontology annotation, molecular function: collagen receptor activity.
UGGCUUUCUGAUGUUGUCUCAUUUCCCAUUCGGGGAGAGGGCACGGCUGAGCCCUGGCUCCUGCUCCCGCUCCAGCCGAGAACGGCCCACCAUGGCCCCGGUGCUAUUCCUGCCGCUGCUGACCCUCUGGCUGGUGUGUCACGCAGACAUCACUCCAACUGUCUCCCCAGCCUCACACCCCAAGCCGUGGCUGCGGGCUCAGCCAGCAGCAGUUGUGCCCCCCGGGGUCAACGUCACCUUGAGGUGCCAGGCACCCCAGCGCGCCUGGAGGUUUGUACUCUUCAAGUCUGGAGAGAUGGCUCCUGUGCUUUCCCGGGAUGUAUCUGUGGAGCUGGCGGAGUUCUUCCUGGAGGAGGUGACCCCAGACCAGGGGGGCAGUUACCGCUGCUGCUACCAGAGGCUAGACGGGGGGCCAGGUGUCUGGUCCCACCCCAGUGAUGCCCUGGAACUGCUGGUGAUAGACGAGCUGCCGCGCCCGUCGCUGGUGGCGCUGCCCGGGCCGGUGGUGGCGCCCGGGGCCAACGUGAGCCUGCGCUGCGCCGGCCGCCUGCGGGGGAUGAACUUCGCGCUGUACCGCGAGGGCCUGGAGGGCCCCGUGCAGUUCCGCGACUCGGCGCAGCCCUGGGCCGACUUCCCGCUGCUCGGCGCGCGCGCGCCCGGCACCUACAGCUGCUACUACCACACGCCCUCCGCCCCCUACGUGCUGUCCGGGCGCAGCCAGCCGCUGCUCAUCAGCGCCGACGGCUCACGCUCCUUGGACUACACCCAGGGCAACCUCGUCCGCCUGGGGCUGGCCGGCCUGGUCCUCAUGGCUCUGGGCGCGCUGGUCGCUUUCCACUGGCGCAGCCAGAAUCCCGCCCCUGGUAACAUAUGAGCCUGAGCCUCAGAGGACAGAAAAAACUUCCCAGAGAGGAUGGAGAAGAAGCUGGAAUCCCUUGGGUUGGACCGGGCCUUCCAGGAGCCCCACAGCCCUGCCGGCUGAGCCCAGCUUCCCGAGUGAUAAUAACCUUUGCCCCAGGCCCCGGAUCCUCAUCUGGGUUAUUUCUCCAGGACCUCCCAGAUCAGUGGAAGGCACUACCAGUGGUCAGGCCUUCCUAGCCAGGAAGACCUGAGUUCGAAUCCCACUGCCGCUGCUCAUUCACCGUGGGAUAUUAGGAAAGCGACCCUUUCCCAGCCUCAGUUGCCCUGGCUGUAAAAUGGGAGCACUGAAAUACCCACUUCAUUAAGGUUGAGUGGACAAUGCACAUGAAGGGGUCUAAAACAGUGACUGGCUCACAGAGAAUGCUCAAUAAAUGUUAGGUACUGUAUGACAGCUAUUUCUAACAUAGAUUAAGAAGCAAAGUUUGUAUCUCAACCCUGGACACACAUCCAUCUUUGUAUCUAUAAACUAAA